CUCUCUCUCUCUCUCUCUCUCUCUCUCUCUCUCUCUCUCUCAUAUAUACUGAUCCCACACUUUUUGCCUGCAGAUUAUUGAACAGAUCUCUGUCUAUCUGCAUUCUCUACAAUGGCGGAUCGAGUUCACCCCAAAGAUUCGCCACCGGUUACAGGCGAGCCCGGCGCGACGUUGUCUGAAGCCUCCGCCGUUGCCCCUUCUAAACCGGUUCAGCCACCGCCUGAAAAGCCGGUUCCGCCGCCGCCGGGUGCUUACGUCAUCCAGGUCCCGAAAGACCAAGUCUACCGCUAUCCUCCGCCGGAGAACGCCCGCCGCUACCAGAGCCUAACCCGCAAGAAAUCCCAACGGAGCUGCUGUUGCCGGUGCCUCUGCUGGAUCUUCGGCCUUAUCCUCCUCUUUGUUAUCCUCAUCGCUAUUGCAGCCGGCGUCCUUUACCUUGUUUUCCGUCCAGAAGCUCCCAAGUACACCGUCGAGGACAUCGCCAUUAAAGGCAUGAAUCUGACGUCAUCAUCACCUCUAUCGCCGGAAUUUGAUGUCACAGUCAGAGCCCAGAACCCUAACAACAAGAUCGGUAUUUACUACUUGACCGGAAGCUCCGUCAAAGUCUUAUACACGGACGUCAAUCUCUGCAACGGCGCUUUACCUGCGUUUUACCAGCCGUCAAAUAAUAUAACAUUGUUUCAGACGGUGUUAAAGGGACCCAGUAUUGUCUUAGCAAGCUCCGUUAAGUCCGGGUUAGUAAACGAUCAGAGGCAAGGGAGUGUGCCGUUUAGGUUGAACAUUAAAGCACCCGUUAAGAUCAAGGUGGGGUCCGUUAAGACCUGGAAGAUUACCGUUAAGGUUAAGUGUGACGUCACGGUGGAUAGCUUAACGGCGGAAUCCAAGAUUGUGUCUAAGGAUUGUGAUUACAGUGUGAAACUGUGGUAGAAUGUUAAUUAGGGUUCUGGGAUCCUCUGUAUUUCGGAAGUUUCUAAUUUUUUGGAUUUCAAUCAUUCACCCACGAGGGUCCCGCAUCAUGAACGGUGGAUGAUUAUUAUCGGAAAAGUUGGAGAAUUUUGAAAUUGAGAGGAUCAAAAACUAUACUUGGUUGGAUUGUAGAGAUUAGUACACAGAGAUAUACCUGUUAUGUUUAUGUGAUACAGAGUGUUGCAUAUUCGAUUUUAUAAUUCUUUUUUUUUUGGAUUUGUGGAACAUAAUGAGAAAUAAUUGAAGCUUUGAUAUAUUUUACAAUAAUCUUUUG
Messenger RNA from Ilex paraguariensis (yerba mate), 1240 nucleotides. The record is from the annotation of a GenBank genome assembly. NCBI's taxonomy places the organism in Eukaryota, Viridiplantae, Streptophyta, Magnoliopsida, Aquifoliales, Aquifoliaceae.